Cyphellophora attinorum is the source of this 1056-nucleotide messenger RNA. RefSeq lists its product as uncharacterized. The transcript has a single exon. The record is from RefSeq and is a predicted model, not a curated record. Gene Ontology annotation, cellular component: cytoplasm. Lineage: Eukaryota; Fungi; Ascomycota; Eurotiomycetes; Chaetothyriales; Cyphellophoraceae. Gene Ontology annotation, molecular function: phosphatase activity. Bases 1 to 1056 code for a protein of 351 amino acids.
AUGCCAUCAGUAACUGUCCACCUCAUCCGCCACGCCCAAGGCUUCCACAACCUGGGCGUCGAGUUUCAUUCCCUUACAGACCCUCGCCUCACACCUCUCGGCCAAUCACAAUGUCUGGACCUCCAGAAAGCCCACUUCCCACCUACAAGCCAACGCAGGAUCUCUCUCAUCGCAGCGUCACCGCUAAACCGAACACUACAUACCGCCUUCAUUACAUUCCAGCCACUGCUCGAUAGUACUCACCCUGAUCACGCGGAAGCGAGCCAGGGUAGCAAGUUGCGAAAGCCAGAGAUCUUCGCCUUGCCAGACGCCCAGGAGACGAGUGACUUCCCUUGCGACACCGGCUCGGCGCCCAAUACGCUUGCCGAGGUGGUAAAGGAGCAGAAGUGGCCGGUCGAUCUCAGCUUACUCAACGAGCAGUGGACGAACAAGGCUCUUGGAACACGCUACUCGCCAAACGCAAAUGCUAUUAAGGCCCGAGCCAAGACUGCAAGGACAUGGUUGCGCGAGAAGGCCGCUGAGCUGCUUCAGCAGUAUCCUGAUGAGGACGUGCAGCUGGUAUUGGUCACGCAUGGUGGAUAUUUACACUACUUCACUGACGACUGGGAGGACGCUACAAAGGGCCUUGGGACGGGGUGGGACAACUGUGAGACAAGAGCUUAUGUGUUUGAAAAUGGCAUCGUGGCACCCGAAGGCACGGACCCCGAUGUCGAUGCUAGGCUGGUCGAGACACUGGACUCUAGAAAGCGAAGAGGAAAGCAAGGGCCGACGUUAGGAUGGGAAGAUCAAAGGAAGUGGGAAGAGAAGACAUACGAGGGAUGGCAGAAGGUUGGGUUGCAGAGGCCGGAUGAGAUCGGAGUAGAGGGCAAGGAGUGGAAGAGCGGGCUCAACGUGCAGAAAACGGAGGCUGCGUUGAAGCACGAGCAGCAGACAAGCGAUCAAGAUGCCGCAGGACCUGGCGUUCGGCAAGUGGAAAGCGAUAACAUUGCCUCAGACAUGGCUGGCGAACUGCAACGCGAGCGACGAUCGAGCGUUACUGUUAGGGCGCAGGCUUGA